Alternaria rosae is the source of this 675-nucleotide messenger RNA. RefSeq lists its product as uncharacterized. The transcript has a single exon. The record is from RefSeq and is a predicted model, not a curated record. The annotation marks the transcript as partial. NCBI's taxonomy places the organism in Eukaryota, Fungi, Ascomycota, Dothideomycetes, Pleosporales, Pleosporaceae.
GGGAACUCGCCAGUUUCAACUCCUCCAACUCCAGCUACUGGCCUUGGAUUUGUACCACCUCACCCAUCUCUGACGCCACCGGCCGAUUGGACUAUUUCCAUGCUUACCUACAGCACACAAGCCGCCAACUAUAGUAGCUUACGUACCAUGCCAAGCAACGCUGUGGGAACGCCACCAGUCUACAAAGGUCCACAUCUUGCCAGAGACUGGCCGAUCAGUUAUCCCUUCGCCAUUCCCACAGGUUACGUAGCUCCUAACAUCGUGCCUGCAGACCAUCAGGUCGGACAGUUGACCCACUUUGAAGAGGGUCUAGGAGCAUGUGGCCGGCCAGGAAUGAUAUCAAGCGACUUCGCCGUUGCUAUAAGCUGGGAAAUAUUUGACAUUGGCCGAGAAAUUGGAGGUUCCUCUCUGGAAGACGGAUGGAAGUCAGAAGGUGUCAAUCCAGAUGGAAAGCUUAGCACUUGGCCUAUUGAUAAGAGCUCAAGUGCACUAUGCAAUCAAGGGAUUCGGGCAUGGAUGGCUGAUGACGAGGAUAAGAAGUUGGUGGAGCAAGAAUUUGUGGUCAGAGAUCGUUGUGCGGCGUGUAACGUGUCAGACCUUGAUAUCCAGAAGGGCAUAUUUACCAAUUAUUGGGGUGCAGAGGCGGAGGGAAGAAUUCAAGUCACAUGGGAGUGA